This is a messenger RNA of Cyprinus carpio (common carp), 3614 nucleotides long. Its product is annotated as SRSF protein kinase 2-like. The record is from RefSeq and is a predicted model, not a curated record. Gene Ontology annotation, molecular function: protein kinase activity; ATP binding. NCBI's taxonomy places the organism in Eukaryota, Metazoa, Chordata, Actinopteri, Cypriniformes, Cyprinidae. Gene Ontology annotation, biological process: protein phosphorylation; spliceosomal complex assembly; regulation of mRNA processing.
AGCUGCAUGAUGACAUCACUGAAUUCAAUGAUGAACUGCCUUUAACUGUCAUUUUGCAUUAUUGACACAGUUGACGCAAUCUUUUUUGUUUAAAGCGCUAAAUAAAUAAAGGUGACUUGACUUUAAAAAACGGAGCAAACAGAAAGCGCAAUCUAUAUUAUAGCUCUAUAAAUGAAGCAUACAGACUUUAUUAGAGCCACAGAAAGACAAACAUUUCAAUGAAAAUGCUCAAUAUACAAUUUAUUGUGUACAUUAACAAUGAUUUGGGGUGAAUAUAAUGUAAUUUAAUGGAAAACUAUGUGAAUGGCAUGGCAGGAUUUUCUGUCAGCUGCAUUUAAAUCUGUGUCUGAGGUUUCUCGCUCUGUUCAGUGUGCAGCAUCGCGUGUCUAAACAAAUAGCACAUGCUGUCAGUGAUUUCCACCAUUAGAGGCCCCUCUCGCACUGUAUAAUGAAAACAUACCCUUCUCAGCAACGGACACAACCUGGAAAACUAUCGGAUUGGAUUUUUGCCGAUAACCAAUUGUUCCAGCAAUCAACUAUCGGUGCCGAUUAAUCGGCAAAAUGGAUACAUCGGUCAACCUCUACUUUAUACUGUCUUCUCGUUUACUGAAAUAUAUGAUAAAAAUGAAUGGUUUAUUCUGAUAAAUGUAACUCUUCAGUGAAGAUUACAUCUGUUGCUGCUGUUUCAUAGGCGUCUGAAUCACUGUAAUGCUCGAGUUGCUUUAGUGUCAUUUAUAUCAGCAUUAUAUUGACAUCUCUGCUCUCUAGACAUCAGCGUCUGCCAAUGAAAAACAUCUACUGACACACGUGGAACUGCUGAAAUGAGAAGAUCUGUUGUGUGUGAGUGUGAGUUCUGGACUGUGUGUGAAAUGGUCAUGAAAUUCCUGGCAUCGCUCUAGUUCCCUUAAAGCGUCACAGAGAGGAAGAGACAGACUGUUCUGGAGCAGAAGACUUUAGCCAACAUCUCUCCAUCAUUAUGCAUCACAGUCACUCUCAUUCCAGCAGGACGUUUGAUUUAGCGCUCAGUGCACUGCUAUUAUGGCAUCGAGCCAAACACAGGCCCGACACACAGAAGGUUCCAUCCGCUCCUCAUUCCCCUCCUCCUCCCCCACCUCCGCCCCCCCCUCCCGAGCCUGUGGCCCUGCCAGAGACGGAGGAGGAGAUUCUGGGCUCUGAUGACGAAGAGCAGGAGGAUCCAGCCGACUACUGCAAAGGAGGUUACCAUCCCGUGAAGAUCGGCGACCUGUUUAACGGCAGAUACCAUGUCGUCCGUAAGCUGGGCUGGGGUCACUUCUCCACCGUCUGGCUGUGCUGGGAUAUUCAAGAGAAGCGUUUUGUUGCACUGAAGGUCGUAAAGAGCGCGCAGCACUACACAGAGACGGCACUGGACGAAAUUAAAUUACUCAGAUGUGUGCGUGAGACUGAUCCUGAUGAUCCUAAUAAGGACAUGGUGGUUCAACUCAUAGACGACUUCAAGAUCUCAGGGGUGAAUGGGAUUCAUGUGUGUAUGGUGUUUGAAGUUCUUGGUCAUCAUUUGCUCAAGUGGAUCAUCAAGUCUAAUUAUCAGGGUUUGCCGCUACCCUGCGUCAAGAGCAUCAUUACACAGGUUCUGCAGGGCCUCGAUUACCUUCACAGUAAGUGUAAGAUCAUCCACACGGAUAUCAAACCGGAGAACAUCCUAAUGUGUGUGGACAAGGCUUUCGUGCGCAGGAUGGCGGUCGAGGCCACCGAGUGGCAGAAAGCAGGAGCGCCGCCGCCGUCUGGAUCCGCUGUCAGCACGGCUUCUCAACUCCAACAGCAGGUGGGGAAAAUAUCCCAAAAUAAAAAGAAGAAGCUGAAGAAGAAGCAGAAGCGGCAGGUGGAGCUGCUGGAGAGACGCAUGCUGGAGAUCGAAGCUCUGGAGCGAGAGGAGAAGCAGAGAGCUGGUGGCGCGUCGGACACCACACACUGUCCCAGCCUGGCUCUGGCGGACAGCGAGGAUGAUGAAGAGGAUGAUGAGGAUGCAGAUAAAGACGAGGAGGCAGAGGGAGAGAAAGUGCGGCCUGUCAGACUCACCAACCACACAUGUGCGGAGCCGGAUCAGGAUCAGCAGGAAAUAGAGGAGAACGAGGAGGGUGCUGACAUCCUUCCCACUGCCAACUGUCCUGCUGAAGAAGAGUCACACAGGCGCACACACACUCCACCUGAGCGACAGGACACUCCUGAGAAUGAGGACGAGUGUGAAAACUCAAAAGAACAAGAGCAGGAUGGAAAUGAAGACGUGAGAGAGGAAGAGGAAGAGGAGGAUAAAAUAGAGGAAGAGGAAACGGAAGCCACACCCUCACAGAGUGCCGAGGAUGAGCUGAAGACACAUGAGUUUUCAAACGAGGAAGAAGCAGAUCCACCUAAAGAGAUGAUAGAGAGACAAGAAAACGUGGUGGAGGAGCAUGAAGAUGAAGAAUAUGACGAGGAGGCAGAGGAUGAAGACCAGGCACUGUCCAGCAAGGACCACAACAACACCUGUAAAACGAACAGUCACGUGAUCACGUGUGUGCAGGAGCAUCUGUCCUCGCCUCUGCUCUGCCCUCUGGUGGAGUCUGAGGUCAGCACGACCGACCGUGAUGCUUCCGACGCCUCGUACGAACUUUUCAAUGGAGAGACCGCGCUGACGAACGGAGCUCGGCACCGCGGCACCACGCCACGCUUCCCCGAGCUUCCUCUGGAUCCCCAGAUGGACAACUGCGAGCACGACGAGGCCCAGGCACUCAACACCAACUGCAGCCGAACAGUGUCCUCGUCCAGCACUGGAGACACGCCCAAAGCGAGGGUCAGAGCGGCCGAUCUGCUGGUGAAUCCUCUGGAUCCGAGGAACGCAGAUGUUCUGAGAGUCAAAAUCGCUGAUCUGGGCAAUGCAUGCUGGGUGCACAAGCACUUCACGGAGGACAUCCAGACGCGGCAGUACCGCUCCAUCGAGGUGCUGAUCGGAGCGGGAUACAGCACUCCCGCUGAUAUAUGGAGCACAGCCUGCAUGGCGUUUGAGUUGGCCACUGGGGACUAUCUGUUUGAGCCGCACUCUGGUGAAGACUACUCCCGUGAUGAAGAUCAUAUAGCUCAUAUCAUAGAGCUUCUUGGCUGCAUUCCUCGACACUUUGCUCUUUCUGGAAAAUAUUCCCGGGAAUUCUUCAACCGGAGAGGUGAGCUGAGGCACAUCACCAAGCUCAAGCCCUGGUCUCUGUUUGACGUGCUGGUGGAGAAAUACGGUUGGUCAGCUGAGGACGCCGGUCACUUCACACACUUCCUGCUGCCCAUGCUGGAGAUGGUGCCGGAGAAACGGGCCUCCGCCUCAGAAUGCCUCAACCACCCCUGGCUGAACUCAUAGCACUUUGGUCCCUCAGACUCAUCAACCCCUGCAGCCCCGUCCUGAACUGCAGAUGCCGUCAUCAGAGAGAGAAAGAGCCAGAGAGAGGAGGCGUCAAAGGGGCGAGGGUGGGCUUCAGCAUGUGCACAGACAUACUCACAAACACUCACAUGCACAAACACACACAAAUACUCACAAACACUCAUGCACUCACACAUACUCACAAACACUCACAGUCACAAACACUCACACACAUACUCACAAACACUCACAUUCA